AAGAAAUGUUCCCGCAACCAUAGAAUCCUUCAAUGAAUCGAUUCUUUUCUUUUACAGACAGAAAACCUCCGCAGCGAACCUCUGGAAUGCGUCGUCACCGUUUGUUUCCAGUCGGACCUCAUUCCGAGGUGCACCGACCACUUCCGCCCCAAACAGCAGCAGCUGCUUCACAGCUGGACGCUGCGAUGAUCUACCUGACGAUGAUCGCGCGCGUGGCGGACGGACUUCCGCUGGCUGCGUCCAUCCAGGAGGACGAGCAGGUCUCGUCCCGCAGCGCGUCGUCCUGCAGCUCGUCCCGCAACUUGUCCUGCAGAUCGUUGUCCUACAGCUCGUCCCGCAGCGCGUCGUCCUGCAGCUCGUCCCGCAACUUGUCCUGCAGAUCGUUGUCCUACAGCUCGUCCCGCAGCGCGUCUAUUCCUAAUCUAGACACAUACAUCCAGAAAACGAAGAAGUCGUACGUUGACAGCAGAGCCCGGCGGAACCUGAGCAGCAUCAACGCAGAGCUGCAGGACGUCCAGAGAAUCAUGGUGGCUAACAUGGAGGACGUCCUGCAGCGAGGAGAAGCUCUAUCUGCUCUAGACACCAAAGCCAGCAAUCUCUCCAGUCUGGCCAAGAAAUACCGCAGCGACGCCAAGUUCCUGAACACCCGCUCCGCCUACGCUAAAGUGGCUGCUGCUGCGCUCGUCUUCAUCACCUUCAUCAUCUAUGUGCGCUUCUGGUGGCUCUGAUGACAAACACUGAAACUGCUUCACUGAGUGGAGGAACUUUCUCCCGUCUGGCCUGCAGCUUUAGGGUUUCUUCUGUUUUCUCUUCAAUCUUUGGACUUUUCUAUGUAAGGAGACAGAUGUUCUACAGACAGAUGUUUACUGAAGCAGAUGUUUGCACACUGGGGGGGUGGAGCUACUGUUUAAUGA
Molecule: messenger RNA, 914 nt
Organism: Cyprinodon variegatus (sheepshead minnow)
Lineage: Eukaryota; Metazoa; Chordata; Actinopteri; Cyprinodontiformes; Cyprinodontidae
Gene: sec22ba
Product: vesicle-trafficking protein SEC22b-A-like
Exons: 4
Coding region: 33-728 (231 amino acids)
Biological process (GO): endoplasmic reticulum to Golgi vesicle-mediated transport; retrograde vesicle-mediated transport, Golgi to endoplasmic reticulum; vesicle fusion with Golgi apparatus
Cellular component (GO): ER to Golgi transport vesicle membrane; endoplasmic reticulum membrane; endoplasmic reticulum-Golgi intermediate compartment
Molecular function (GO): SNAP receptor activity
Source: RefSeq, a predicted model, not a curated record